AUGCAGACACACCAAAACGAACAGGAAGACCGAUUCCCAGAGCUUCAGGCUCUUUCAUCCCAGCCACAGAGUGAGGACUGUCAGGAGCAGAGCAGUAAUCUCAUCCGACCCCAAAAACCUCUCAAUCCUUUAACUGCCUCCAAGAGCCACAGGCAGCUCCACAAAGAACUGCGGAUGACCCACAAGAGAGUGUCUCAAGAAGGGAGGACUGAACUCCAGAGAGCUUUAGAAAAGAGAAAAUGGGAACAAAGGAUGAAAGCAAGCAGGGAGCAAGAAGAGGCAAAGAAGAACCGAUCACCACUUCAUCAAGAGCUGUUGAAAAGACAUCAGAGGCUAGACAAGCUGGAGAGCAGCAAAGCGCAACAACAAGAUGAACCAGAGUUCCUCCGAGUCAAAGAGAGAUUGAGAAGAACUGCAGUGUUGGAUACAGGAGAAGAAAAAGCAUGUUAA
Scomber japonicus (chub mackerel) is the source of this 450-nucleotide messenger RNA. RefSeq names its product actin-associated protein FAM107A. NCBI's taxonomy places the organism in Eukaryota, Metazoa, Chordata, Actinopteri, Scombriformes, Scombridae. The transcript is spliced from 3 exons. The coding region runs from base 1 to 450 and encodes 149 amino acids. The record is from RefSeq and is a predicted model, not a curated record.